CUGGCCAGUAGCGCUCUCACUUACUCAACAAAAUUCUAGAAGUCUCUCUUAUCAUCUGAUAAAACCCAUUUUUAAACCGAAAUCUCUGCUUCUAGGGUUUUAUCUUCUAGGCUCCUCCAUUUCAGCUCAACUCUACUCUUUUCUUCCUUCUUCAAUCCCAUAAUACCAUAAUUAAAAGGUCUAGAAAUGGCUACAGCUCAGCUCACAGCAUCAUCAAUUUCAGUUACGGCUAGGAACUUGGCGUCCUUUGAAGGGCUAAGACCUUCGACAGUCAAGUUUGCGUCUUUUGGGAACUUGAAGGCAGCAGGUUUGUCCCAGCGGUCUUUUCGGGGUUUGGUUGUCAAAGCUGCUACUGUGGUUGCUCCCAAGUACACUUCGAUUAAGCCUUUGGGUGAUAGAGUGCUGGUGAAGAUCAAGGUUGCAGAGGAGAAGACUGAAGGUGGGAUUUUACUCCCAACAACUGCACAGUCAAAGCCUCAAGGAGGAGAAGUUGUUGCUGUUGGAGAGGGAAAGACAAUUGGGAAGACCAAACUGGACAUCUCUGUCAAGACUGGCGCCCAGGUCAUCUAUUCCAAGUAUGCUGGGACUGAGGUGGAGUUCAAUGGUUCACCACACCUUAUCUUGAAGGAGGAUGAUAUUGUUGGUGUACUUGAGACAGAUGAUAUCAAGGAUCUCAAGCCUUGCAAUGACCGAGUUUUCAUAAAGGUUGCUGAGGCUGAGGAGAAAACGGCUGGAGGCUUGUUGCUGACAGAGGCAAGCAAAGAGAAACCUUCAAUUGGCACAGUAAUAGCAGUUGGGCCUGGACCUCUUGAUGAGGAAGGCAACAGGAAACCUCUAUCAAUCACCCCAGGAAACACGGUUUUGUACUCCAAGUACGCAGGGAAUGACUUCAAGGGAAGUGAUGGUACCAACUACAUUGCACUGAGAGCUUCUGAUGUGAUGGCAGUGCUCUCUUAGUUGUCUGUUCUUGAUGUUUUUUGCUUUUAUCACUGAAUUUUGUGGUUGAGUUGCCUCAAGGCUUAUGGAUUAUAAAUCUAGCAUUCUAGUAUAAAUUGAUCGCUGGUUUACUGUUCUGCGGUGAA
Jatropha curcas is the source of this 1082-nucleotide messenger RNA. It is a transcript of the gene CPN20, whose product is annotated as chaperonin 20. NCBI's taxonomy places the organism in Eukaryota, Viridiplantae, Streptophyta, Magnoliopsida, Malpighiales, Euphorbiaceae. Gene Ontology annotation, cellular component: chloroplast; mitochondrion. The record is from RefSeq and is a predicted model, not a curated record. Gene Ontology annotation, biological process: positive regulation of superoxide dismutase activity. Gene Ontology annotation, molecular function: transition metal ion binding; ATP binding; protein-folding chaperone binding.